Olea europaea var. sylvestris is the source of this 1470-nucleotide messenger RNA. Its product is annotated as probable kinetochore protein NUF2. The transcript has 6 exons. The record is from RefSeq and is a predicted model, not a curated record. NCBI's taxonomy places the organism in Eukaryota, Viridiplantae, Streptophyta, Magnoliopsida, Lamiales, Oleaceae. Gene Ontology annotation, molecular function: protein-containing complex binding. Bases 312 to 1100 code for a protein of 262 amino acids. Gene Ontology annotation, biological process: attachment of mitotic spindle microtubules to kinetochore; kinetochore organization; mitotic spindle organization. Gene Ontology annotation, cellular component: Ndc80 complex; kinetochore.
UUUUUGCGCGCCCUAAUUUCCCUAUUUCCAAUUUCUUUUGCGCGCCCUAAUUUCCUAAUUUGUCUCUAUUAACCCUUUUUCGUUUUCAUUUCUCUGUUUCUGAUUCUUGCUCACUCCUGUCAUUCGGAUUCUCAUCAGCUUUCUCAAGUAAUUUUCUAUCAACACUCGCUGGAGUUUACUGUGAAAGACUUGGUUUCUCUGGUCCAAUUUUUUCUUGGGAUAUUUUUUACGUUCGAGCAGCAGUUGCCAGUGCUUCUGAUCAGAGAAAUAUAAUCAAUUUUUCUCAUCAUAUCCAUCUGCCAUAAGCAAAAAUGUCGAGAUUUGAUUAUCCGACGAUGCCUCGCCACGAUAUCAUAGCAGUACUGGCGGAAUUUCAAAUCGCCAACAUCUCCGAGUCAGAUCUUCUACAUCCUGACCCGGAUUUCAUCUGCAACCUCUACACUCACAUUCUCCUGCACGUUGACUCUCUCCAGGAAGACAAUGGGCAAAUGGAUUUUGGAGCGCUGGAGCAUCUGGAGAACCCUGACCACCACGUGCACUCAGUUCAAGUUAUGAAUUUGUACAAUAAGGUCCGAGAGUUGUUGGCCGCUGUGGACUGCCCCAAGGCCUUCACGCCCAAGGACCUGAUAAAGCCUGAGACAGAUCGCACAGAGCUCUUCCUCGGUGCGCUACUCAAUUUUUGCAUACACAGAGAGACAAAAUUGGAGCUUCUGAGACCGGUUGUGGAAGAACUUACCAAUUUUGAGGAGAGAAGACUUGCUGCAGAAGCUAGAACCAAUCAGUUGAAUGCGGAGAUUGCAGAGUGUGAGGAAUCAAGAGAAAGGGAGUUGCCACUUGUUCAAGAAGUCAAUUCUAAAGUCACUGAACUCCGCCAGACUAUUUCAGGUCUUAAUAAUCACCAAAUGUCUUUGAAGACUUCUAUAAAACAAUUGAAGGAGAAGACCAAAGAAAUGGAUGAGAAGAUCUCCAAUGCUGAAUUUUCUUUAGUGCAAAGCGUCCAAGAAAAUGCAAAUUUACGUUCAAAAAUUGUUCAAUCACCGGACAAACUUCAGGUACAAGUAUUUAUCAUCAGUGUAUAUUGUUGGCUGACCCUGUGUUAGUUCUAUAGCGUGCUCCUAGUAAAUGCCAUGAAAUGUUGAUCAGAGAUUCAAAAUUUAGUUGUUAAGCUAGAUUUUGCAACCUAAAUUAUUUACUAGGAGAAAUGUUCUAAUGCAACAGUUUUACUGCUUAGCUGAAAUCAGAAGUUUGGGUGGCAUUUGGUGAUGUCUGUACAACAUUUGUCUUCAAUAUAUAUUUAAUGUGCUACCAGUCAUGAUUGGGAGAAUGUAUGCUUAAACUUCUGGUGAUGCUACUUAAAUUGUUGUUUCUGAUUUCAUUCCAUUGUUUUUGACCUUGAGACUGAGGUAUAUUUUUGUAUACAAGUUUCUCUCCAAUUCGGCCAUUCAACUAUAGUCAGACGAAAUUUUAAGU